GUCUUUUCUUUGUAAAUAAUAAGCCUUUGAUUUCAAGACUCUCUUAAGCAUUUUGCCCCAUUGCCAGAAUAGCUUUUCAAAUGGCUUCUUUCGCUCGUCUAGUUAGAUUCCUGGCCAAGGAUGGCCGAACAUAUUAUGGAGAUGCAAUUCUCCCCCGCGGCGUGACAGAUAUUGCCAAAGCCACGCAGGCCAAGAUCAUUCGGGGCCAGAUCUUUGGAAAGCAUGAAGUCACGGAUCAAGUCGCUGAUAUUCGUCUUCUGCUUGCUCCCCUGGCCUUAGAGGACGUGAAGACCGUUAGAUGCCUCGGUCUGAACUAUGAGCAGCACGCGAAAGAGUCCAAUAUGCCAAUUCCAAAAUACCCUGUCGUAUUUUACAAGCCCUCCACUUCCCUUUCUGGGCCCACGGAUCCCAUUCCAGUCCAUCCUCUGGCUCAAGAAGGCACCGGACUGGAUUAUGAAUGCGAGCUCGUUGCCGUUAUUGGAAAGGCUUGUUCAGAUGUCCCUGAAUCCAAGGCUCUGGACUACGUUCUCGGCUACGCAGUUGGCAACGACGUCUCCCACCGAGAGUGGCAGCUUCAGCGCGGUGGAGGCCAAUGGUCUCUCGGCAAAGGUUUCGAUGGCUGGGCACCGUACGGGCCUGGGAUCGUCAGCAGCAAGCUGAUCAAAGACCCCCAGGCCUUGAAGAUUUCGACCAAGGUUAACGGACAGGAGGUGCAGCAGAGCAGCACCAAAGACAUGAUCUUUGGCGUUGCAAAGACCAUCGCUUUCUUGAGUCAGGGAACGACUUUGUUGCCUGGCGAUGUGAUCUUCACCGGGACCCCACAGGGCGUUGGUAUGGGCCGCAAACCGCAACUCUGGUUGAAGGAUGGUGAUAUCGUGGAUGUUUCACUUGAGGGGGUUGGAACCUGCACCAACAAGGUGGAAUUUACCAAGGCAAAGGCGAAGCUGUAG
Messenger RNA from Amorphotheca resinae ATCC 22711, 950 nucleotides. RefSeq lists its product as hypothetical. The record is from RefSeq and is a predicted model, not a curated record. Lineage: Eukaryota; Fungi; Ascomycota; Leotiomycetes; Helotiales; Amorphothecaceae. The transcript has 4 exons. Gene Ontology annotation, molecular function: catalytic activity. The coding region runs from base 81 to 950 and encodes 289 amino acids.